Mercenaria mercenaria is the source of this 1141-nucleotide messenger RNA. RefSeq lists its product as uncharacterized. The coding region runs from base 54 to 1103 and encodes 349 amino acids. The record is from RefSeq and is a predicted model, not a curated record. Lineage: Eukaryota; Metazoa; Mollusca; Bivalvia; Venerida; Veneridae. The transcript has 7 exons.
AUGUCCAGUCACGAGAUGAGGUUCAUUUACUAGUAACACUUGCAUAAACAACAAUGUUGGCGCUUGUGGUUAUUCUUUGUUUAUUUCAUCAAGGGUUUGGUUCUUCAAUAGAAGUACGACAAGAUGAAUUGCCAGGUCUAGAACCAGAUGCCUUAGACGCUUUCUUGGUACCGUUUCGAGAGUCGGUUUUACACCGCGUGGCUGUAGGAUGGAACCACACAAUCACAGACAGUGCCAAACUUAAAGUGGACAUGCAGAAGUGCAGUAUCCAGAUCAAAGCUACGGUAGAACACUGUAAAACAUGCGCAGCAAAUGCAUGUCAACAACAACGUCAAACUGUCAGCCACUCACCCACCUUCAAAGACUACCUGAAUCUAGCGGUACAGCUUGUCAACCCAGUGCAGUAUCUGAAGGAACCUCUCAAUGAGAUAGGAGACAAGUUUGGGGAUCUCAUUGACCUUCUAGGAUCUGGAAGCGAUUCCUUCAUUAACUCAAUGAGCGCCCUUGGAAAAAACGUCGGUGGAGCUUUUCAGGAUGCUUUUCACGGUGUCGAGUCUGGAUUUAACGCAGUUAAGGACCAGCUUGCUUCUGUCGGCGGUACAGUUAUCGGUGGAAUAACUGACGUCGGGAAUACAAUCGGUGAUAAGGUCUCCAGUGCUGGCCAUGCCAUAGAACACGCGGGACACAGUAUCAUUCAUAGCAUCGGAAGUAUCUUUGGCAGAAAACGAGAGACAAUAAGUCCUGAGCUGAGGGCAUGUAUGGCACCAUGUCCUGUUUGCAAUCCUUUACUCAUGCCUGUACAGAGAAACAUGAUAUCCGCAGUUUGUGGAGCAGACGUUGUGAAGUUUAACGACACGGUUAGAGCAAAUGUGGCCAUGAUAAAGGGGGUCUUUACUGCAGUAUCUGACAAAGUCCAUCCUGUAGUCACGAAGGUUGAAUUCGACCCGGAGUCUCAGGUUGGUGUGACAUACACACGGGUUUUCGUGACGGCUAAUAUAAGAGGCCGUUAUGUACGUUACAUGUCUGGUGUAACAUACGACAUGAUGAACAUGGGAUCUUCAGCAAGAAACAUGGCAAGGGAAUUCUGGGAAAAAUGGGAAUAGAACUUGUCAAGAUAUAAACACAAUAUAGUGUACAGAUA